Molecule: messenger RNA, 3784 nt
Organism: Hemicordylus capensis (graceful crag lizard)
Lineage: Eukaryota; Metazoa; Chordata; Lepidosauria; Squamata; Cordylidae
Gene: PRDM4
Product: PR/SET domain 4
Exons: 12
Coding region: 653-3064 (803 amino acids)
Biological process (GO): cell fate commitment; regulation of transcription by RNA polymerase II; transcription by RNA polymerase II
Cellular component (GO): cytoplasm; nucleus
Molecular function (GO): RNA polymerase II cis-regulatory region sequence-specific DNA binding; histone deacetylase binding; DNA-binding transcription factor activity, RNA polymerase II-specific
Source: RefSeq, a predicted model, not a curated record
UUCCGUGCCGGAAGGGGAGGAUAGAGCAGUAGCGGGAACAGCGGCUCCGGCGUCGCUUCCUGGACGUGGAACAAAGCAGAAGGAAUCGCUGUUCCUAGAGUGACUCGCCUUCGGCUCGCGCGCCUUCUCUCCCUUUACCGCCGGAGGGGCGGUUCUGGAGCUGCGCCGCGACCCCCUCCGGAAGAGGGCGCUGUUCGGCCGGUGCGGCGACUUCUCUCCCCUCCCUCCCGCCGCGCUCCCUCCUUCGGCGGCCUAUGAGGCGAGCGAAGGUGGCGCGGCCACCGCUGCUUCCGCCGGCCUCGGGGCCCGGGCCGAGCGGCCGUGGGAGGCGGCUGUAGGCAGAUGCUUGCCCGCCGGGGUGGCAAAGAGCGGCUGGCGGAGGCUGAGGGCGGGGGAACAGAUGAAGAGGAGGCGGCGGCGGCUGCUCGCCCUGCUACGCCCACCACCGCUGCCGGGUCCCUCUCCGUCCCGGCCUUGUCAGGCAGAUGCUUCACAGCAGAGACAUGGGGCCAAGAGAAGGAGAGGAAGGCAGCAAGGGGCCCAUUUUAAAAUCUCAUCUCCGGGCCCACUCCAACCUUGGUACGCCCCUGGGUGAGAUGCUGUAGGAAUUAAUGCUUUCUCAGCCAAGGACCUGCCUUCUGCUAGACUAAGGAUGAAUGAAAUGAACCUGAGUCCUGUGGGGAUGGAGCAGCUGACAGCUUCCUCUGUGAGCAGUGCCCUGACUGUCUCAGGAAGUCACCUGGGUCUGGCUUCCUCACCAACACACAAUGCCAUACCAGCACCAGGCUUACCAGUUGCAAUUCCAAAUUUGGGGCCCUCUUUACCCUCUGCUCUGUCGCUGAUGCUUCCAAUGGGCAUAGGGGAUCGAGGAGUGAUGUGUGGUAUACCAGAGAGAAAUUAUACGCUACCUCCACCGCCUUACCCUCACUUGGAGAGCAGCUACUUCAGACACAUUCUACCUGGUCUUUUAUCUUAUUUAGCUGACAGACCUCCACCCCAAUACAUCCACCCCAACAAUAUAAAUGUGGAUAGCAAUCCAGCUUUAUCUGUCUCCAACCACCCUUCGGGCCUAGAUCCCUACCAGCCCAAUGGGACAGUGGGCCUUGAACCAGGCAUUGUCUCCAUGGAUUCCCGCUCAGUGAAUGCACACAGCAGUCAAAGCUUACACCCCAGCGACAGCCAUGAGGUGGCUCUGGAUACCACAAUCGCUAUGGAGAGUGUUUCAAGGGUUACCAGUCCAAUUUCUACUGACAGGAUGGCUGAGGAGCUUACAAUGGGCGAUGUAGCUGGAGAUCAUUCCCAGAUUGCCAGUGGCAACCGGAAUCAUGAGUCCUUAGCGGUGGAUGCUGUGGGCAGCAGCUUAGCCACCGAUGCUGUGGGGCAUAGUGGUGUCAUCCCUAUUCAUGGCAGCAGUUUGGAGCUUCCAGUUGUUAUGGAGCCUGACCAUAUUGCAGGCCAUGUCAGUGGGAUAUCUGACAGAACACUCAGUGACUCUAUUCAUACGGUGGCCAUGAGCAGCAAUUCUGUGAGUGUUGCACUCUCUACCUCUCACAACCUCACAUCCCUGGAAUCUGUCUCUUUGCAUGAAGUGGGUCUCAGUCUGGAGCCUGUGACAGUGUCUUCUAUAAGCCAGGAAGUAGCCAUGGGACAAAAUCAUGUCGAUGUCUCCUCGGACAAUCUUGCCUUUGUGCCAUCAUCACUACAGAUGGAAGACUCCAAUUCAAACAAGGAGAAUAUGGCGACUUUGUUUACCAUAUGGUGCACGCUCUGUGACAAGGCAUAUCCAUCAGAUUGCCCAGAUCAUGGGCCCGUGACUUUUGUUUCAGACACCCCAAUAGAGAGCCGGGCCAGGCUUUCUCUCCCGAAACAGCUUGUUAUCCGCCAGUCUAUCACGGGAGCUGAAGCUGGUGUGUGGGCUCGAGAAACCAUUCCUGUGCGGACUUGCUUUGGACCACUCAUUGGGCAACAGAGUCACUCCAUGGAAGUAGCCGAUUGGACAGAUAAAGCAGCCAAUCACAUUUGGAAGAUGUAUCACAACAACGUCCUGGAGUUCUACAUAAUUACAACUGAUGAAAACGAAUGUAAUUGGAUGAUGUUUGUGCGGAAAGCCAGGAACCGGGAAGAACAGAAUCUAGUCGCUUACCCCCAUGAUGGAAAAAUUUAUUUCUGCACUUCCCAUGAUAUCCCUGCAGAGCACGAGCUUCUUUUUUACUAUAGUCGAGAUUAUGCCCGACAGAUCGGUGUUCCCGAGCACCCUGAUGUACACACCUGCCACUGUGGAAAAGAAUGUGCUUCCUAUGCGGAGUUUAAAGCUCACCUGAGCAGUCACAUCCACAGCCACCUCCCCAGUCAAGGGCAUGCCAGUAGCCACAGGCCUGGCCACAGCAAAGAAAGGAAGUGGAAGUGCUCCAUGUGUACUCAAGCCUUCAUCUCGCCUUCCAAGCUUCACAUCCACUUCAUGGGCCACAUAGGCAUGAAGCCACACAAGUGUGACUUCUGUAGCAAAGCCUUUAGUGACCCAAGCAAUCUUCGUACCCAUCUUAAAAUACAUACAGGUCAGAAGAACUACCACUGUGCUCUUUGUGAAAAGUCAUUUACUCAGAAGGCUCACCUGGAGUCACACAUGGUUAUCCACAUUGGAGAAAAAAAUCUCAAGUGUGAUUAUUGUGACAAACUAUUCAUGCGGCGGCAAGAUCUCAAGCAACACAUACUCAUCCAUACACAAGAACGACAGAUCAAAUGUCCACAAUGUGAAAAAUUGUUCUUGAGGACAAACCACCUGAAGAAGCACUUAAAUUCUCAUGAAGGAAAACGGGACUAUGUCUGUGAAAAAUGCUUCAAGGCUUAUUUAACAAAAUACCACCUCACUCGCCACCUAAAAAUUUGUAAAGGACCCACCUCCAGUCUUUCAGCCCAAGAAGAAGAAGAAGAGGAGGAGGAGGAGGAGGAGGAGGAAGAGGAUGAUUCAGAGGAAGAAGAACUGAUAAACUCUGUCAGGAAUGAAAAUUGUAGGCUUGAUAGUAGUAUAUAUGUGACAAAUGACACACUCUCUUGUCACAAAUAAGAAAUGGAGGAUGACUUAAAAUUAGUGACUAGUUGCUUCUUCCUAAAAUUGUUUCUAACAAAUGAACAUUUCUAUAACUGAACCUCUGGUCAUUGACUAGAGCUGACAUCCUUUGAUGAAAAUAGAUUAAAUAUGCACUUUUCAGAGUUCUCCAGGAAGCUUAAACCAAUGAGAUCCCUGCAACUUUCAACCCAUAUUUGUGUGUGAGAAUUGUAUUCUGUCAUGCAUGAUUUCAGAAUUAACAGGCAGAUGCAAUUCUGAGUUCUAAUCAGCCAACUGUACAGCCAGUGCGCACAAAACUAUCUUCUGGAAUUAUUAGUCCACUAUACUUUUACAGUUUUGACUUGUACUCUAAAGCACCACCAGAUACAAUGCUCAAAUGUCUUCCCUACUCUGUACAUUACUUUGGGUUUGGGAGUAUUCAUUGUACUCAAUGAAUUAAAAUUGUCCACAAAUGUUUAUAAAGACAAGCAAGCACUUCCAAAUGGCUAGAAUGCACUAGUAUGAGAUGUUCUCAUCCAGAGAGGCAUGCUUGUGUUGGGAGUGCAGAUGUUUAUCAUGAGCCAGAAACUUGCCAUUCAGCGGUAUCUAUACCAUAAUUCGUAACCAUCUCUUUUGGAAGAGGGAAUUCUGCUGCUAAUGUAUUUAUGGAAUGACAAUAUUUAAAAUCUGUUUCCUUUUGGAAAACAUUAAAAUACUGUGCUUUUUAUUGUGUCUUAA